This is a messenger RNA of Cucurbita maxima (winter squash), 699 nucleotides long. Its product is annotated as squamosa promoter-binding-like protein 4. Lineage: Eukaryota; Viridiplantae; Streptophyta; Magnoliopsida; Cucurbitales; Cucurbitaceae. The record is from RefSeq and is a predicted model, not a curated record. Gene Ontology annotation, molecular function: DNA binding. Bases 133 to 357 code for a protein of 74 amino acids. The transcript has 2 exons. Gene Ontology annotation, cellular component: nucleus.
GUCGCUGUUGAUGUGUGUUCGUGGUCCAUUGCUUUUGGAAUCUUCUCUUCUCUACCACUCCCACACCAACUGGUCUUUGUUGGCAAAAUUGAAACAACAAACCAUCAUCAGCAGAAACAGAGGGAGAGGUUUAUGGAGAAGGAGAGGGUGAAGGAGGAGGCUGUGGUGGGUGGUGAAAAGGGUAUAUUCAUCUGUGGUGGUGGUGGUGGCGGCUUUGGGAACAAGGCGGCGGGAGGCGGCGGCGGGGGUAUGCGGUGCUGUCUAGCUGAGAAGUGUAUGGCUGAUUUGAGUGAAGCCAAACGGUACCACAGGAGGCACAAGGUCUGUGAGGUUCAUGCCAAAGCUCAGAUUUCAUGAGCCGUCGGCAUUCGACGAAGCGAAAAGGAGUUGCCGGAGACGUCUCGCCGGCCACAACAAGCGGCGAAGGAAGAUGUCAGCUGAGUCCACCAGAUGAAGAACAGUGUCUGUGGGCAUGUGGAUGAUAAUAAGGAGAGAAUUCAAAUAACCAUUCAAGAAAAUGCUGCUGCAUAUAAUAAACACUUCCAGAUCUGAUAAGUUAUGAACAUAACAACAAUCUGCUCAUGCUCUCUCUCUCUCUUCUGUCAGGUGCCCGCCCUUAUAUAUCCAAAUCAGGGUCUGUGCGAGAAGAUCAAGAAAGAAUUGCCUUUGUUAGUAGUGGAUUUUUCAUCAUUAUCUGUC